Toxoplasma gondii ME49 is the source of this 5067-nucleotide messenger RNA. Its product is annotated as DEAD/DEAH box helicase domain-containing protein. The record is from RefSeq and is a predicted model, not a curated record. The transcript is spliced from 10 exons. Lineage: Eukaryota; Apicomplexa; Conoidasida; Eucoccidiorida; Sarcocystidae. The coding region runs from base 569 to 4933 and encodes 1454 amino acids. Gene Ontology annotation, molecular function: RNA helicase activity; ATP binding; nucleic acid binding.
CAGGGGGUACCUUUCGACGUUUAUCGACAUAAGCAACGACCCAAUGAGAUUUGUGGACCGAUCUUUUGUUUUUAAGGAGAUGAGAGAGGUUUCCGUCGAUGUUGAAAGUUUGUUUCGCCUCCCGUGGGUAGAGAAACAUCCAUUGAGAGGCCGAUUCAGAUGCCGCGUUACAGAGUGCCAGCUUUUCUCGACGUGCGCCGGUCCUGCCGUAUUUUUAAGUUCCUUCUUCUUUCCCCUCGUUAUCAGAGAAUUCGUUCGCUUUCUCUCGUGACCUUCUGCCGUCUUCUUGUUUUCUGGACGACUCUCCCCACCACACGUUUGGCAGAGAAUGCCGGACUCUCGUCUGUGUGUACAAGUGGGCAUCAGCGACCGUGUAAACCUGUCACGUGUCUAUGAUGAGUCUAUUUUCAGGUGGACCUGGUCUUUCAUCUGUGUGUUCUGAAUCGAAAUUCAUCUUAUUCCGUUGGUGCGGCCACACUGGAGAGCGGACUUACCCAGGAUCCGUUCCGCAGCUCAACUGCUUUUCCUGAGGAUGUCGUGCUUCCGCGCAGAUGGAUGCAAGUGAAAGAUGCGUUCGGCGGCGCUCCUGUCUCGCCUGCGGGUGCCCCUCCGGAGCAUUUCGGUUGUGUUUCUUUUCUCUUUCGCUUCCCUCGCCGUUCAGACAUCCUUCUGCGCAGUUGCCCGUCCCAAUGCCAGCCACGCGACACUUCGUGGCUUCGCGUCCACUUUCUCUUCUUUCUCGGUACCCUGGUCACCUGCACCGUGUUUGACGGAUUUCCAAGCCGAGACGCCUCCUAGACAGUAUGCUCCCUGGAGUGUUCCCGCAUUUGGGGUUCUGGAAGUUCCUCAGAAUUCCCUGUCUUCUUCUCGAGCCCGUUUCCGGCGAGUUUCGGCGUCCCCGGCUUCCAUUCACAGCGAAGAUAGUGAAUCUGCAAAGACGGCUUUGAGGUUGAGAUCCGCUUUUUCCCUCCCGCCAGGCGCACCCUCGCCGGUCGUAAGAAGUCCCGUCACGACGACACAUGUGCACUCCCAUUUCUCCAAGUCACGGCUUCCUCUCCAUCCACCCACAGUCAACAGAGGUUGCUGUCUCGCCUCCUCCGUCUGCGGUUUGUCUUCUUUUCCAUCUCGGGCCAUCCCUCGCGCAUCUGGUUGCAGCUGUUUAUCGGGGUGCGCCACCCAGUGCGAACGCGCGGACUCACUGCUACGCGCCUCGAACUUCAACAAGAAAGCUCUUCACGGACAUCCACUGCGGAGUGCGACGGGAGACCACUGCUCGGCCCAGGAGAGACUGGCCAAGAAUGGUUGUUUGCCAGACCAAAAGCCGUCUGACGCGGUGGACGCGUUCGUGGAAGACAAAAAGCCCCGAAUCCGCAGGUCAACAGAGAAAAGCGCCUCUCAGGCGUCCAGUUCUCUCCCCACUUCUCAACCCGUUGACUCGACAGCAACACCUUCUCCCCACUCUUGCCAUUCGUCGCCGUGUCUCCCUGCCUCGAAACAGCCUUCUCGGCUGUCCUCUCUCCGCAGAAGCCCCGUCUCCUCUCCUCUGUCUCCUCAACACGUGACUCUCUCUCUCCUUCCCUCUCUCCCCACGUUCGCUGGGUUGCCUCUCCCCCCCUACCUGUCGGCAGCGCUCGACGCCCAGGAGAUCUCUGCCCCAACGGGAAUUCAGCAGACAGCGCUGGGGCCUCUUGCAGCCGGCGAAGACUUGCUUCUCCACUCCGAGACAGGCAGCGGCAAAACCUUCGCGUACCUCCUUCCUCUCCUCCACUGGCACCACCACGCCAACAAUCCAGAACCCACCUCUGGGGGCAACGCGCAUGCAGAGAGUCUGUUGCGAAACGUCUCGGGUGUAUGUACACCCCAAGCAGCAGCCGGGGGGAGGGGCGGGCAGCGCGGGAAGGCGGCGCGGCCGCGUCGAGAUGCCAGCAAAGGAAAGCGACAUGACGCAGGUCGAGGAGCUGGAGAUGCAUGCGAAGAAGAAGCUCUCUUGUCGGAGAGAUACUUGGCGCACGCAGCGUGUCUCGACGCUCCAGAAGUGGCGAGAGCUCUGAGACGAGCAACAGGCUGCUCUCUCAUCGUUACACCGACUCGGGAGCUAGCGGUUCAAGUGGCCCACGAAAUCUACAUGCUUCUUCGCACGAACUUUUUCCUUUCAGAGAGCAACGGUCAAAACGAACGGGGCGAAGAGGACGCUGGCCUUCUUGAAAAAGCUCUCUCAGCGUUUGAAGCGUGCAGACAACGCCUAGAGGCGGCAGAAUGCUCUGCGAAGAACCUCAAAGACUCCGCUGCCGCUGCUGCUCGCAGGGGAGAGACAGGCGUUGCCCCUGCAUUGCUGGCGCGCGCCAGUCGAGCAGAAACACAAGCUGAGGAAGCUCGAGCUCACCUCGUUAACGCCCGCCUCGGCCUUGCACAGGUCAGGGGCGAAGGCAAGCGCCCUCGGCUUCUUCUCGUCUUGGGGGAGCCGCUAGCCAGUGCGUGCGACGGAGAAGAAAAAUCGCAGACGGGGGAGAGGGAACCGGACAAAGGAGACGACGAAAGAAACGUGAACCUGCGACGGCAUGGCGAAACAAGAAGAUCUGAAGAACUGCAUGCGCGAGGCGACAAAGGAAACGCCGCAGAAUCGAACGAGGCGCGAUUCUUUGACACAGAGACGAAGCACCUCCCAUCUUGGGCGAAAGAAAAGAUCGGCUCCUCGCUGAUCGUGGUUGGGAGUGCUCAAACUCUUCGGCGUCUUUUGCAGAGACUGGGAGCUGUGCAGCCGGACGCUUUGGAGACUUUUCUGAAGAGAGUGAAGCACGUUGUCUUCGACGAGGCCGACCGACUUCUUCAGCCCCUGACUCGCUAUGCGCCUCUGAAGACGAAGAGCCUCCGAACGUCCCGCCCGCGUCCUGCCUCUCUUCUUUUCUCGUCUCUUCUGAUCGCGAAGAAGCCUCUGCUUCAGCGACAGACAGAGCCAGCCCGGUGCCGUUCUUCUCUUCUUCUCGGCGGCAACUCCAUCGCUCUAGCCUCGCCUGCACUCUGUGCUUCUGCGGACGGUCCUGCGAAGAAACGACGAGGAAAAGCCUCGUCUUCUUCUCUCAGUUCGUCUGACUUCCUGCGGCGCAUCUUCAUCGUGCCACACGGGUCGCUCUCUCCCUCUCCGCGUCCGUCUUCUGGGGACUUCCAAAUCAUCGCUGCGAGUGCAACCGUCGGUCGGCCUCUGAGGCGUCAGCUGGCCGAAAUGCUGUUGAUGCGAGAUUCUCUGAAGAAAACAAAGUCUCUGCGCGCGAAAGAGAAUGCCAAGGCAGCAGAUGCCGGGGAAAUCGAAUCAGCAAAAGACGACGAAGAGGACGAAGAAAAGGCGUUUGUGUCCGCAGAAGAAAGAAAGGAGAUGACUCGUGUCUUGAAGAGGCUACAGUCUAGGGGACUCGUCGCGUGCGAAGACGCGAUGGAGGGAGAAAUUGGCAAGGCGGUUGAUACAGAGAACGAGAGCGGAAAGCGCUUGAUGAAAGUCGCCAGGCCACCGGCUGCCUGGGGUUCCCGUUCGCCUCAAGGCCGUCGGAGUCUCCUUGUUGGACUACCAGCGACGCUCGAACAUUUUUUGCAUGCAACACCUCGGGGAAAUCUUGCGACUCUCGUCUAUGAAACGUCCCUUCUUCUCCACCGGCUUCGGCCUCACCGUGCCAUCAUUUUUCUCGACGCAAAACUAUCUGUUGUCAGCUUCCUUCUCCACUUGAGACGCCUCGGCAUCGAGCACACACAACUGCUCCACGAGGCCUUCGGAUUCCAUUCGCCGCGUCUGACAGCUCGUCUGACAGCCGAUCGGGGCUUGCACAAAGUGUCGUCUGCCUCUUCUCCUCCCGCUUCUUCGUCUGCUUCUUCCCGUAUCCACUUCCACUUUGCCAACAGAGAGAGGCUUGCACAAGACCCUUCUGGAUCCUCAGCUUCCUCUUCUCCUCUCACUUCCAUACCGCCGUCACCAGUGUCGCCUUUCACUUCUUCUCCGAACUCUGCUCUGUCUUCUGCUUCCUCUUCUUCUCCCUCGACAGAGACUGGAGGCGAGCAGGCGCUCCCGACGCUCGGGGGCGCUGGGUGGCCUUCAGAGUCUCUGGACAAGAGAGCGGACGAGGACGCGUUUGGUUCCUCCGCAGGCGCAAUAGCGACAGAAGAGAGACAGACAGGCGACAGACGCGCGCUGCUUCUCACGUCGAUGGCCACAGCACGAGGUCUACACUUUGACAACCUCGACUUCAUUUUCCUCGUCGGAGACAUCGAAAACGCUCGGGAGUACCAGCAUCUUGCAGGUCGUGCGGGCCGCAGAGGUCGUCCAGGAAAAGUCAUAUGUGUCAGCGAGUCUGCAACGCAGAAAUGUAUUUCCUCGUGGGCGAAGAAUCUCGGCGUGACUUUCCAGCCCUCUCAGCGACUCUUAUUUCCCUGUAGCGAGGCGGAAUCUGCGCAUGCCGAUGCAUCGGAAGACGAACAACAGACUGUCUCUUCCAACCCAGAGUCGAGGGGAGACGCAAGCCGCCGACGAACUGGAGGGAACUCAGAGGAAAGACAAAGACAGCUCGAGAGAGAAGAGGUGUACGAGGAGGGAGAGUGGGAGACGCAGAGGGCGAGAGCGCACGAGGAAAGAGGCGGCAGCGAGAGACAGAGAGGUCAGGGAGGAAGAACAGAGCGGCACGAAGGAAACGCACCCAGAGCGUACGAUGAUGAAGAACAGCGGGAGGCAUUCGCAUCAAAAGGAAGAAGCGCGGAUGGUGACGAAGAGGAAGAAAAAGACGAGAUGUCGGAGAAUGCGGAUGCGCGAACGGAAGGAAGGAAGAGCAGAGAAACAGAUGCCGAAACAGACGAAACAAAGGAGAAACCAGGGGUCAACGAUGACGCGUUCGCUUUUCUCGACGCGCUCUCCAACUUCACGCGACCCUCCUUUUCGUCUCUCCUGUCGAUGUGAGCACAAUGCUGAUGCCCCCCUGUUUGUUUUGAGGAAAACGAUUUUGUGUGUUUACACGCUGUUCGCUCGAGACCGGACUCGACCUCUGCGUUCGGGACGUUUCCGAGAUUCUGACUCCCAAAAUUCCUUCGUUU